This is a messenger RNA of Aegilops tauschii subsp. strangulata, 1168 nucleotides long. The record is from RefSeq and is a predicted model, not a curated record. Lineage: Eukaryota; Viridiplantae; Streptophyta; Magnoliopsida; Poales; Poaceae.
AAUGGAACUGUCCAUUUGAAACGGUACACUUAUGCCCAAGUGAAAAGAAUAACGAGAUCUUUUGCUGAAAAGCUAGGUCAAGGUGGAUUUGGUGCUGUUUACAGAGGCGACCUCUUUGAUGGUCGUCAGAUAGCAGUCAAAAUACUCAAGGACUACAAGACUGAUGGGGAGGAUUUCAUCAAUGAGGUAGCUAGCAUUAGUAGAACUUCUCACGUUAACGUUCUUAAUCUCUUAGGAUUUUGCUUGGAAGGAUCUAAAAGGGCAUUAAUUUAUGACUAUAUGCCUAAUGGUUCACUUGAAAAGUAUGCCUUCAAGGAUGGCUCUAAAGGUGGAAAUACUUUAGGUUGGGAAAAAUUAUUUGAUAUAGCAGUGGGCAUUGCUCGAGGACUUGAAUAUCUCCACAGAGGAUGCAAUACCCGCAUGGUGCAUUUUGAUAUCAAGCCCCACAACAUUCUAUUGGAUCAAAAUUUCUGUCCAAAGAUUUCUGAUUUUGGACUAGCCAAGCAGUGCCUCAAUAAAGAAAGUGUUAUUUCCAUUGGUGGUGCAAGAGGAACAAUAGGCUAUAUAGCCCCCGAGAUUUAUUCGAAGCAAUUUGGAACAGUAAGUACUAAGUCUGAUGGUUACAGUUAUGGAAUGAUGGUUCUUGAGAUGGUUGGGGCAAGGGACAAGAAUAUCAGCCAAAAUAGUGAAUCUACCAGCCAAUAUUUCCCACAAUGGAUUUAUGAACAUUUAGAUGAAUAUUGUCUUAGUGCUUCCGAGAUAAAUGGAGGGACCUCAGAGAUUGUAAGGAAGAUGAUAGUGGUAGGGAGGUGCAUACAGUUGAGUCCUACAGAUCGUCCAACAAUGACUAGAGUUGUCGAGAUGCUUGAAGGGAGCACAACUAACAUCGAAUUGCCACCAACGGUGCUCUUGAGUUGAUAGGUUUGUAUUGUUCUCCGGCACUUGCUCAAGUAUUGCAUAAUUUGUGAGAAAGAUUGGAAAUUUUUAAUUCUUAAAUGAUGGACUGAAAAUUUAAAGACUUCCGAGUGCCAUUUGUGUGUAUGCAGUGGGGAUUCCACCAAAUUAUUGACCGAGUGUGACCAUAUUUGUGGAGACAUAUUCUAAUUGGGCCUAGCAAUUGGCAGCUCAUGACGGGCGUGAGGGCGUGUGCACGUUUUUUUUCUUCUUU